GUUCGGAGCCCAAUUCCGGUUCCAACGUCUUCCUGAAUAACCUCCGUCGUAUUGCGACGACGAACGGAGUGCUUUUUUGUUUGAUUAAUUCACUGUGGUGGCAGAAAAAUCCUCCGGAAAUGGAAGCGGAACGAAUCAUAGAGAAUCAAAGCUCGAUUGCCGCUCCAUUCAUUUUUUUGAUCGUUAUCGGUUUUCAGUUUCUCGCUAAAUGGCUGGAGCACCUGAAGAAGGGAGGUUCCAAUAGCCAGAUGGAAAUGGAGUUGCGGAAAUCAAUAAAACAACUUCUGAGGGAGGCAAGCACCUUAUCUCAACCAUCUACAUUUGCACAGGCUGCAAAACUUCGGAGGUUGGCAGCCGCUAAGGAGAAGGAGUUGGCAAAUUAUCAAGAAUCACGUAAUAAGCAGAUGAAGACGUCCUAUGGUUUAUAUGGUCGAGUACUGUUGAUAUCAAAGGUUUUUAUAUAUAUUAUUCUGGUUUGCUGGUUUUGGAGAGUUUCUGUUGCUACUGUACCUCGUCACCUUGUGCAGCCAUUUGGAAAAUUUUUAUCUUGGAGGACUGGAGGUACCGUAAAUGACUGUGUGAAGGUUGGAAUUUUACCUUGGUUGAUUCUGUCGACGAGGGUUAGCAAGUUUGUGUGUCGAGUGGUGAAGUAAAAAAGCGAUUGAAGGUAAUUGUGAUGUAGAAUGAUACAUCACCACGAUCUAUGUACAAUAUUUGGCAACCGAUAUUUUCCCAAUUUUCAGUUAGGGGAGGCUGGAGAAGAUUUUACAGCCCCACCAAGUUUUCUUCUUAAAUUCGUUCAAAUGAGGUUCAGUUUUGUUCUUGUUUUCCUUUUCUUUUUCCCGCAUAUAUUUUCUCCAUUUCAUUCCCUUUUUUUUUCUUAGUCUUAGGUAUCAUUUCUUAUUGUUAUUUUUAUAUAGAAUUGAGAUAUAUUCUAUAUAUAUAGAUUGGUUGCCUGUGCGUAAUGUAAGGGAUGACUUGUUUGCAUCUUUUUGUUGUUGGGUUUGGAAAUAUGAAAUGUGUAAUAUUGCUGUUUUGAAUCAGUUUUUAAUGUGGUGAGACCUUUUUUAAA
Molecule: messenger RNA, 1072 nt
Organism: Benincasa hispida (wax gourd)
Lineage: Eukaryota; Viridiplantae; Streptophyta; Magnoliopsida; Cucurbitales; Cucurbitaceae
Product: tail-anchored protein insertion receptor WRB-like protein
Biological process (GO): tail-anchored membrane protein insertion into ER membrane
Cellular component (GO): GET complex
Molecular function (GO): protein-membrane adaptor activity
Source: RefSeq, a predicted model, not a curated record